Xiphophorus couchianus (Monterrey platyfish) is the source of this 2546-nucleotide messenger RNA. RefSeq names its product v-crk avian sarcoma virus CT10 oncogene homolog (gene crk). Gene Ontology annotation, molecular function: signaling adaptor activity; receptor tyrosine kinase binding. Lineage: Eukaryota; Metazoa; Chordata; Actinopteri; Cyprinodontiformes; Poeciliidae. Gene Ontology annotation, biological process: enzyme-linked receptor protein signaling pathway; cell migration. The record is from RefSeq and is a predicted model, not a curated record. The transcript has 3 exons. Gene Ontology annotation, cellular component: cytoplasm. The coding region runs from base 354 to 1274 and encodes 306 amino acids.
ACGUCCCUUCCGGUGAGUGGGGCCUUUUUUGUUUUCCCAUAUCCGCCAUUUCAGUUUUUGAAGUUAGUUGUCAUCAGCGGCUGGUUUGUAGCAGCAUUCGUGCCUCUGAAAGAAGCUGUAUGAUUGGUAGACCAGCAGGCUGACCACAGACCACACCGGAGGUGUUUUUACAGCGCGGUUUUCCUCCUGUAUCUGCGGAUUGGAGCCCACACGGCCAGCUGUGGAUGUCGCCUGUUUACUGAACGUGCUCUCGGCGCUAAAGUUUUUUGUAUGAGUUGAAGGCUCCUCUUGUGGAUAACAGGAGGGAGAGCAGGGAAGGCCACGGGUAAAGCCUCGGCUUUGUGUUGGUGAUCAUGGCCGGAAGAUUUGACGCGUCGGACCGCGAGAGCUGGUACUGGGGCCGCUUGACCAGAGCGGAGACGGUGUGUAUGCUGCAGGGGCAGCGGCACGGCGUGUUUCUGGUCCGGGACUCCAUCACCAGCCCCGGCGACUACGUGCUGUCGGUGUCGGAGAACUCCAGAGUCUCGCAUUAUAUAAUUAACACGAACAGCCGAAAGCCCGAGCCAGGUUCGCCUCCCCACAAGUUUCGUAUUGGUGACCAGGAGUUUGAGUCUCUUCCCGCUCUGCUCGAGUUCUACAAAAUCCACUACUUGGACACCACCACUUUGAUAGGUCCCAUGAACAAGUCCAAAAAUCCCCGCUCCGCCCGAGGCGUGGCCAAAGCCCCGGCGCGCCUGGAAGAUGAGUACGUCCGGGGGCUUUUCGACUUCCCCGGCAACGACGAGGAGGAUCUCCCGUUUCGGAUGGGGGACAUCCUCAGAGUACUGGAGAAGCCUGAGGAGCAGUGGUGGAACGCCCAGAACUCUGAAGGAAAAACGGGGAUGAUCCCAGUCCCGUACGUGGAGCAGUUCAGACCAGCGUCUCCGAGUGCGAUGGCAGGGGCCGGCGUGCCUGCGGUGCUGCCUGCAGGGAACUCAGACAGCUCUGCGGCUCAGUCCGGCGCUCCGUUGACAGGAGACCCCAGCCAGUACGCCCAGCCCACUCCCCUCCCGAAUCUCCAGAACGGACCAGUCUAUGCCAGGGCCAUACAGAAGAGGGUGCCCAACGCCUACGACAAGACCGCCCUGGCUUUGGAGGUGGGCGACAUGGUGAAGGUGACCAAAAUAAACGUGAAUGGCCAGUGGGAGGGCGAAUGUAAAGGCAAGCAUGGCCACUUUCCUUUCACGCACGUGAAGCUGCUGGACCAGCACAGUGCCGAGGACGAACUGAGCUGAGGGCGGACCGCCGCUCCACCACCUGGACACUAGUACUAGACCCUUCCUCACCUCUCUUUUUCUCACCUAAUCCCCCUCCACCCAUCCUGCUCACUCCCCCCACCCUCCCCUUCCUCCCUGAGAUUUUAGCCGCACCAAGUACAGUUUCUGAGAAUCACCAAGAACAAAGCAGGCCCUCGUCGGACCCCCUCCACCCUCGCGUGAUCCGUUUCUACUCGUAUUAAUAAUCACCUCCUCUUCCUCGUCGUCUUUCCUGCUCUCCCAGACUGCAACACGGAAGAUGAACCUGCCUCUGCUGCUCCAUGGACUCGGCGACCACUCCCUAUAACUCGUUCCUGCCGUGGACGGCUUAUCGACGCUCGCUCCUAAGGAGACUCCUUGACGUAGCGUUCAACCACUUCCUCUUCCUGUGUGGAAACCAGUAAUGGCUGCUGUCAUUUUUUUUCUUUUUUUUUUUUUUUAUCUUCCACUAAGGGUCACUCAGGCUGCAUUCAUGCCAGAUGGGAAAACAGAACGUUUGCUCUAAUAACUGGUUUCCAUGAGUCUUCAAAGAUUUUAGUGAUUCAACUUGAUUUUUGGCAUCCAAAUCUACAUGUAUUGGAAUAAGGAGAAAUGAUUUUAGUUCUCUUGUUGCAUCCUCAUCAUACAUGUGAAGUUGCAGCUUCAGGAGACAGAUUUUAGGUGUCUGUUCCCCAUUCCCAUCUCGAUUUAAACCUAUUUUUUAAAAGCCCUUUUAAACUAAAUAUGCUCACAGUUCUGACAUUAUCUUUCCAGCUUUGUUUGUGUGAACUCAGAUUUCCUCAUGAAGUUCUUUGAAGUAGAGGCUCACCAAUCUUGAUUUUAAAUAACUUCACCUGCUGGUACCAACUUUAGCUGAUUCUAGUUUCUCUUUAGGAACCUUAGGGAUAAAAACAGGAUGUAUUUCUGUUCUGGCUGCCAUUUUCAGCCAUUAGAAAUUAUAUUAGGAGAAGAGAUGAUGUCAUGUCAUUCACUGGAAAACGGUUUUACAAGAGAAACUGAUUAUAGUUGAUGUCUUGAGCUGCCUUUGGCUCAGCUAGCUUGACAAGAACAACUGUCUCAUUGUGUAUUACACUGAGAUUUUCCAAAAAUCUCAGUGUAAAAAUGUAGAAAUCAGUUUAUACAUUUUCCAUACCAGUUUAUUUUUUAUUAAUCUGUACAGCACUUUGAGCUGCUUUUAGUAUGAAGAGUCCAAACCAGCAUGAAGAGUGCUUUAUAAUUAAAAUUGAUUGAUGGAUUGAUGGAUUGAUUGAU